Messenger RNA from Gadus macrocephalus (Pacific cod), 3133 nucleotides. RefSeq names its product zinc finger, CCHC domain containing 8 (gene zcchc8). NCBI's taxonomy places the organism in Eukaryota, Metazoa, Chordata, Actinopteri, Gadiformes, Gadidae. The record is from RefSeq and is a predicted model, not a curated record. Gene Ontology annotation, cellular component: catalytic step 2 spliceosome. Bases 39 to 2561 code for a protein of 840 amino acids. The transcript is spliced from 14 exons. Gene Ontology annotation, molecular function: zinc ion binding; RNA binding.
UGAAGCCACGCCCCUCUACACAAUACUCAGCAGCAGCGAUGGCGGAGGUGGACUUCGGCGACAGUGAGCUCUUCGACCAACUCGGCGACAACCCGCCGGUCUCGACGCAUAUUCGCUUCACGGAAGAUGAAGGAGACGCCGAGGAGACGUCCGACCACAGGGAUAAGUUUGAGGACUUUGAGGAAAAGAUCCAGACCCUAACCGAUGAGAAUCGAGUAUUAAAAAGGCAACUUAACAUCCUAACGAGACCCAGUUCCAUCAAGCUUGAAGAUGAGAACACAGAUGGGCCACUUCUUCAAAUAUUAUAUGCAAACAACAACAUAUCAAAGGUUUGUCGUCAAGAAAUUGAGGACAGCAUCUGCAAUCUUAUUCAUAAGCAUCAUUCCCAGGACAAGCACACCUCUGCCAGCCAAAUCAAGCCACAGAAUUCAGCUUUAUUUUUGGAUCAAGAUCAGCAGGUUAAGUCUUCCAGUGCUAUUAAGACAGUCACAGAGGCAUUUAAGGUUAUUGGAAGUGUUACGUAUUUCACCACAUUCUCAGUUGAUAAACUUGGACAACCUUUGUUGGAUGAAAACCCACAACUGACAGAUGGAUGGGAAGUUCCAACCUACAUGCAGGUCUUCAACCAGGUCAUUGGGACAGAUGGACAAGAGGUUGAGAUGAAAGAUAGAAGACCGAAGUCAAUGUGCUUCAACUGUGGAUCACCUGCCCACCAGAUCAGAGACUGUCCCAAGCCCAAAGAUCAGGCCGCAGUCAAUGAGCGCCGAAAGGAGUUCAGUCAGAACCAAAGCCCGUCCGUUAGCAACCAGCGGUACCAUGCAGAGGUGGAGGAGCGCUUUAGUAAAUACAAAGCUGGGUUCAUGAGUGAAGAGCUGCUGUCGGCGCUGGGAGUGGGGGCCAACACCCUACCUCCUCUGAUUUACCGGAUGAGACAGCUGGGAUACCCCCCUGGAUGGCUCAAAGAGGCAGAGGUGGAGAAGUCUGGCCUGGCACUGUAUGACGGCAAAGAUGGAGCAACACCAGAAGAAGCCAAUGGUCAAAAAAUCUCCUACGAUGUUUCCAAGCUUGUCGACUUCCCAGGAUUCAAUGUAGCUGCAUCAUCUAAUAUGAAGGAUGAAUACAUGCUGUAUGGCUCCGUUCCAAUGCAGGGCAACCACAUGAAGCCCAACUUUGCUGCCUAUCUGUCCAACAGUUUCCCUGCGGCUGAUGCCACGUGCAACAAAAGAAGACAUGAACCUGAGCCGGCUCCACUUCAGACUAAGAAACGAAGGUCCAGCCCUUCCAGGAGCUCUGAUAUGGAACUUGAGUCAGAACCAGGAACUCCCCAUCGCUCUCAGGGUCCAGGUGGCUUCCAGUUCCAGUCUCCGCUGCCCCCCGGCUCGCCCUCCUUCGGCUCACCUCCCCCCUUACCUCAUGGCACCCCACCCGCCACACCCACUCCCCCACCUCUGCCCAAAGGCACACCUCCGCCGACCCCUACCAACGGCUCCCCCGCCUUGCCGGGGCGUGCCUGGGUGGUGGUGGACGAGGCCGGGGAGGGGGCCGAGGACGGACUCACCCUGGAGGAGCUGGAGGAGCAGCAGAGACUGAUCUGGGCGGCGUUGGAAAAUGCCGACACCGCCACCAACAGUGACUGCGACACGCAGCUCACGGGCCCGUCGGUGCCCAGCUCCCCGAGCGUGUCGACCCCCGCCCGCGUUGACACGGAGACGGAGAUGGACACGGAUGAAUUGGUGAACCUGAAGGGUUCCACGGACGACGAUAAGGCAGGUUCGGAAAUCCCUGGGCCAAUUAAAUCUGAAAGGGGAACCCCUCUCAGCCCUGGUCCAAUCAGGGCCAAGGAUGAGAGCCCUCUCAGCCCUGGUCCAAUCAGGGCCAAGGAGGAGAGCCCUCUCAGCCCUGGUCCAAUCAGGGCCAAGGAGGAGAGCCCUCUCAGCCCUGGUCCAAUCAGGGCCAAGGAGGAGAGCCCUCUCAGCCCUGGUCCAAUCAGGGCCCAGGAGGAGAGCCCUCUCAGCCCUGGUCCAAUCAGGGCCCAGGAGGAGAGCCCUCUCAGCCCUGGUCCAAUCAGGGCCCAGGAGGAGAGCCCUCUCAGCCCUGGUCCAAUCAGGGCCCAGGAGGAGAGCCCUCUCAGCCCUGGUCCAAUCAGGGCCCAGGAGGAGAGCCCUCUCAGCCCUGGUCCAAUCAGGGCCCAGGAGCAGGGCCCUAUGAGUGCCACUUCAGUGGGAGCGUUGGGAGCCAGCCAUCCAAUCGCUAGGUCAGUCAGAGCACCGGUGGAUGGUCCGCUCAGUCUUGGACCAAUCGGGGGCCAGACUGACGCGCCUCUCAGUCCCAAACCAGAUAACAAUCUCAGCCCUGACAGAGUGCAGGGGGUCGACCAGAAUCCAUCACUCGACGCCUCUUCUGUGGAGAAGGUUCCCCAUCGGAGCAGGUUCGCAGCUGGCAUUGUUCCGUUUGAAGAUACGCCCGAGUAUACUGAGGUAGCCACUGCCACGGGGACUUAUCUGCGUAUUCGAGACGUGCUUAAAUGUUCACCAAGAAAUGUGUCCCGAAGAAGCAAAUGAAUGGCUGCGGUCAUGAGAUGCACACAAGACUUUGUCUUAAAUGUUUUUAAAGACUUGGAAGUGGUGACUCCAAUUCAAAGUCAGUUGUUGACAUCAUUUGUGUAAUUUUUUUCUACCAAAAGGAAUGUCCAUUGUGGAUAACUGUAAUCUGUGUUAGAGUCUCAUUAAUAUUGAUAUUUCAUUAGCCAAGGUUUUUAAAUGUAGCUGGUCUCUCAGGUAAGGCCGGUACAUAUUGCUUUUGCAGUUUCCUGUCAACGGACAAGGUUUAUUGCUACUGCCUUUGUUUUGUCUGAUUUGUAAAAUCUAAAAUGCUCUAGCAUUACAAAUUAUGGAAUAUAUUCUCCAUGGAAUCGUGCAGGUCAGACGUAACAUUUUUCACAAUGAUAUUUUUUUAAUGUAACGGUCAAUUGUACAAGGCGGAGAAAUGAAGAUACAAUUGGUUUUUAAAGUCUAUUUUUUCGCUCUGUGUGGUAGCCCACUGGUAUGGUGUUUCCACUGGUUACAUCCCUCUAUUAAAUAUGUUUGGGCUGCGUAUUGUGUACAUUCUCAUAAAAGCAUUCUGAAAGUAAGAA